AUGUUUCGGGUUUCUUUUUCUUCUUCUUUUCCCUCUCACAUUCCUUCUCGUUUAACGUCACACUCUUUUCGAUCUGUCCAGCGUCCAUACCCGCUCCGCGCUCAGCCAAACCGGUGGAGCCGAUUCCACUCGACCGGUAAGCCGAUAGCCCUUUCCUGGUCUGACACCUGUCUGCGCGUGGCCCCCAGACUGUUCAAAGCCCCUCCUAACCCACUGGCAAUCGCAGAAUCCAGUGCAUCUGCUCACCUGCCAUCUCCACCACCGCGCUCUCGUCUCCGUCGUUUCGCCGGAUUCACCUCGAUCGCUGUCCUCGCUUUCACCGCCGGACUAUUAUACCAAACCCAGCGCACGGUCUCGCGACUCAUGGCGGCCCCAAUUCUUACAGACGAUGAGACCCUGACCGCGUUCACGCCCGUGGACGCGGUCGCCCAGGAGAUCGAUGAGACGCUCCGCACGCACCCCGUGGCCGAGGCCCUGCGCGCCAACCCCGAGUUCAAAGAGUCGCGCCCACACCUUAAGAUCCCAGAGGCCCUGCGCGAACGCAGCCUGACGGCUGGCACCCUGGCGGGUCCCAACAAGAUUGUUGUCCCACCCUACGUGUUCAACGAGACCGACGGCAAGAGCAUGGUCUCGCUUAUGUACCUUGGUUCCGAUAUCUGCGGCCACCCUGGGAUCGUCCAUGGUGGUUUGCUGGCCACUCUGCUGGACGAGGGCUUGGCCCGCUGCUGUUUCCCGGCUCUGCCGAACAAGGUUGGUGUUACUGCCAACUUGAGCAUUGACUACCGUGCCCCGGCAAUGGCCGACUCAUACACCGUCCUGCGUGCCGAGACAGUCAAGGUCGAGGGCCGCAAGGCCUGGGUCGAAGGCCGCAUCGAGACGCUGCCCACCGACGGAAAGGAGCCGGUAGUGCUGGUCGAGGCCAAAGCCUUGUUCAUUGAGCCCAAGCAGGCUGCGGUAUGUUUUUGA
Penicillium alfredii is the source of this 966-nucleotide messenger RNA. Its product is annotated as PaaI family thioesterase. Lineage: Eukaryota; Fungi; Ascomycota; Eurotiomycetes; Eurotiales; Aspergillaceae. The transcript has a single exon. The record is from RefSeq and is a predicted model, not a curated record. Bases 1 to 966 code for a protein of 321 amino acids.